This is a messenger RNA of Lizanozyma spartinae, 960 nucleotides long. It is a transcript of the gene RIT1, whose product is annotated as tRNA A64-2'-O-ribosylphosphate transferase. NCBI's taxonomy places the organism in Eukaryota, Fungi, Ascomycota, Pichiomycetes, Serinales, Debaryomycetaceae. Gene Ontology annotation, molecular function: tRNA adenosine(64)-2'-O-ribosylphosphate transferase activity. The record is from RefSeq and is a predicted model, not a curated record. Gene Ontology annotation, cellular component: cytoplasm. Bases 1 to 960 code for a protein of 319 amino acids. Gene Ontology annotation, biological process: charged-tRNA amino acid modification. The transcript has 3 exons.
AUGUGGACUCUGGCUGUUCCAGAAGAACAAUUGGCUACUAACACCUUCGGAAAUGAGACUAUUCUUGGAACUGGAGACCAACGGAAACCGUUAUUGUGUCAAUGGUAUUACCCUGGAUGUUUGGGACUGAGGAACCCCUUGGAUAUAGAUGUAAGCCAAUUACAUAUUAUAUCUUGUGUCAUCGCUUCCAAGAAGGUCAACGACAUGGAAAACCGUAUGACUCUUAGACUAAAUGGGUCAGUGGUGCAAUGGUAUUACGUUCAAGGUUCAGCAGAUGACCAUGAGCUUUGGCUUACCAACGAAAUAUGUGAGGGGAAACUCGAUCCUCGGUUCUUCUGGAAUCACAUCUAUACGAGUUCUGAUAUCAUUGAUCCUAAUUCCAACAUGAUAUAUGAUUGGCUUGGAGAUGAUCAACUCAUAGCCAAGAUGAACAGCAUUUGGACAAACUACGCACAGCUGCUUUCUACUAAGAAUGGUAUACUACCGGAUAUUUCUAAUGUGGACAAAGAGGACAAUAAAACAGGCAUUUCGUUUGGUAUAAUCAAUUCGUCGGUAGAAUAUGCAGAAUUGGUCGACGCCUUUAAGGGCAAUGUCGAUCAGGUAAUAGUGUUCUCUACAAAAUACGAGAUCCUUAACCCCAGGAAAGCCAAAGUCUUCCAUUAUUCUCUUGAAAGUGGUAAAAAGAGCUCCAGACAACUAAGAGAUAUAUUUCCGGUGCUUUUACCUCAAUUGGACACAAAUUUGCCUAUAAUGGUACUUGGUGAAGACGAUACUGAUUUGGCAGCUCUGGUUGUGCUAAUUCUUUUAAGUCAAAACUAUGAUGAUGAUUGGUGUCGCUGCCAACGACAGCAAAGGCCUAAUAAGGACACUGUUAGACGUCAUCUUCGACUCCUACUGAAUGUUCGACGGGUGAAUCCCUCAAGAAACACACUUCAAAGUGUCAACGCAUAUAUUAUGUGA